This is a messenger RNA of Lottia gigantea (owl limpet), 1581 nucleotides long. RefSeq lists its product as hypothetical. Gene Ontology annotation, biological process: nuclear-transcribed mRNA poly(A) tail shortening. The record is from RefSeq and is a predicted model, not a curated record. The transcript has 20 exons. Gene Ontology annotation, cellular component: endoplasmic reticulum; cytoplasm. The coding region runs from base 1 to 1581 and encodes 526 amino acids. Gene Ontology annotation, molecular function: RNA binding; poly(A)-specific ribonuclease activity. NCBI's taxonomy places the organism in Eukaryota, Metazoa, Mollusca, Gastropoda, Lottiidae.
AUGUGUACAUUCACUGGGUUAUAUUUUCUGAUUUCAGCCAUUGAUACAGAAUUUACUGGUUUACAACUUGAUGAAACAACCAAAGCUAGUUUAUUUGAUACUAGUGAUGAAAGAUAUGUAAAGUUAAAGAAAAAUGUCUCUGAGUUUACCAUGUCUCAGAUUGGAAUAUCUGCUUUUGUAAAUAAAGAAUCCUACAGAUAUGAAGCCCACACGUUCAACUUUUAUUUAUUUCCAACAGCAUUUGGUUCUUUUGAUGUCAGAUUUAAAUGUCAGGCAUCAAGUUUGUCCUUUCUGUGUCGAUACAACUUUGAUUUUAACAAGUUUGUAUAUGAUGGUGUAUCAUAUUUGAAUAGAGAUGAAGAGUUGAAAUUAAAAGAACACCUGGCUAAAAACACCAUGUUUUCUGGGUUAGAGAGAGAAGUAGAUGAAGAAGUCCUGCAGAAGAUAUGUUCAGAUAUAGCAGAAUGGUUUGUCAAAAGUCAAGUCGGUGAAGUUUUCCUCAUAGAAUUAGAUCAAAAUACAAGAGAAAUAAAAGAUUACGUUUUACACACAGAAAUAAGGAACAGAUUUCCUAAUGUAUGGACACAUAAAGAUCAGCUGGGCAAGUUUAUUGUGGAACAUGUUAGUUCAAAACAAAGAAGAGAAUUACAAGAUAUAGAUUCAUCCAAUAGACUGGAACAAGAGGAAAAAUUACUACAGACUAUGUUAGGUUUUACAAAAGUAUUUAGGUUGUUACAAGAUUAUAAUAAAAUAGUGGUAGGUCAUAAUAUGUUAACAGAUUUAAUGUUGAUGUUUGAAAAGUUUCACAAACCACUGCCAGAAUCAUUCAGUGAAUUUAAGAAAGAAGUUCAUCAAAUAUUACCUAGAAUUUAUGAUACCAAACAUAUGUCUGCUACUAUCAGGAAGGAACUAGAAGAAACUGGCUUAUUAGAAUACACCUCAUUACAGAAAUUAUACCAAGCCUUUUCAAGUGACGUAGGUUUACAAGUGGUGUUAUUUUCACCUGAGAUUCACCAUGCAGCUGGUUGUGAGAGAUACAUAAAAAAUGAUGUACCACAUGAAGCAGGUUUUGAUGCAUUUAUGUGUGGCUCAGUCUUUCUCUAUAUAGCACAUAUUCUUAGCUGUAGAACAAUCAGAUCUACAGAGAUUCAAGCCUGUUCAUUUACUGAUUAUGUACCUCAUCUGAAGCGAUUUCUUAAUAAGAUAAAUAUUAUCAGAGCUACAAUUAAUCAUGUGACACUGGAUGGGAAUGAUCCAAUAUCUCAAAGACCACAGAUACUAUUUGUACGUGUUAGGAAAAAUGGUUUUAGGCUGAAAUCUAAUCAGUUGGCUCAAUGGUUUUCAUCAUAUGGUACAGUGGAUGUUAAGUUACAAAGCAACAAUACAGCUUUGGUUGCAACUGGAAAUUUUGGUUGUGCGCGACAAAUAUUACGAUGCUUUAAAGGACAUGAUAGAAUCGUUGUCAGUAAAUAUAAUGUAUGGAAACAUUCCCGCCUAGUUAGAGCUGUCUUAUGGUCAGCAGUAGUUUUAUCAAGUGGAAUAUGUAUGGUGACAUUACUAUCUAGUCUCGAACCAUCUUAA